This is a messenger RNA of Olea europaea var. sylvestris, 1143 nucleotides long. Its product is annotated as zinc finger MYM-type protein 1-like. The record is from RefSeq and is a predicted model, not a curated record. NCBI's taxonomy places the organism in Eukaryota, Viridiplantae, Streptophyta, Magnoliopsida, Lamiales, Oleaceae. The transcript has 3 exons. Bases 1 to 1143 code for a protein of 380 amino acids.
AUGGAAGUUGUUUUGAGGUUUGUCGAUAAAAGUGGGCAAGUGAAGGAGCGGUUUUUGGGUAUGUCCCAUGUUACUAAUACUUGUGCCCAAUCACUGAAGGAUGCCAUUGAUGCAAUAUUUUCUACACAUGGGUUGAGCGUAUCUACCCUGAGAGGUCAAGGCUAUGAUGAAUCAAGUAAUAUGUCAGGUGAGUUCAAUGGGUUGAAAGCUUUAAUUCUAAGAAAGAACCCACAUGAUAUGUAUGUUCAUUGCUUUGCUCACCAGCUUCAGUUGGCCAUUGUAUUUGUCGCACGUAGGAAUUGUAUGCUUGGUGGUUUGUUUGACAUACUUGUUAUUAUUGUGAAUCUGGUAGGUGCAUCAUGUAAGUGUGUAGAUUCUCUUCGAACAAGUUAUCAAGCUAAUAUUCUGGAGAAGCUUAAUAUUGGGGAACUUAAUGGUGGAAGUGAUCAGUUUCAAGAAAUGAGUUUGGCACACCUAGGUGAUACUAGGUGGGGCUCACAUCUACUGACAAUUACUCGUUUAAUUAAUAUGUUUAAUGCUAUCAUAGAUGUUCUUGAAAAUAUAUUAGAAGAUGGCGUACAUUCAGAUAAAAAAUCUUCAGCCAUAAGACAGAUGAACGCUAUGCAAGAUUUUGAGUUUGUGUUCAGUCUCUACUUUAUGUUUAAAAUUCUUGCAAUUACAAACGACCUUUCACAAGCCUUACAGAAAAAGGAUCAGGAUAUUCAGAAUGCAAUAAGACAUAUUUUAGUGCCCAAUAUGGAAGAUAUUAUAGUAGUGAAAGGUCGACCUAGGCGUGUAGCUCAUCCAAGAGAUUCAUUUGCAACUUUUGAUAAGAAUAAAUUGCUACGUCUUGCUCAGUUCUAUCCUUUAAACUUCAAUAAUGAAGAGCUUUUAUUACUUAGACCUCAGCUUGAUAAGUUUCUUUUGCUUGUGAGAAUGGACGAAGUUUUCUUUAAUCUCAAUAGCAUAUCUAGUAUAGCUCAGAAGUUGGUUGAAACUGGAAGUUCCUGUUAUUUUUCAUUGGUUUAUAAGCUGCUCACCUUGGCAUUGAUAUUACCUGUGGCAACUACAAGUGUUGAAAGGGCAUUUUUUGCUAUGAAUCUAAUCGAGAGUGAUUUGCGCAACAAAAUGGGAGAUGACUAG